Messenger RNA from Pteronotus mesoamericanus, 1782 nucleotides. It is a transcript of the gene CUNH14orf39, whose product is annotated as chromosome unknown C14orf39 homolog. The transcript has 17 exons. Gene Ontology annotation, cellular component: central element. The record is from RefSeq and is a predicted model, not a curated record. Bases 1 to 1782 code for a protein of 593 amino acids. Lineage: Eukaryota; Metazoa; Chordata; Mammalia; Chiroptera; Mormoopidae. Gene Ontology annotation, biological process: oogenesis; meiotic DNA double-strand break processing involved in reciprocal meiotic recombination; spermatogenesis.
AUGAAUGACAGCCUAUUUGUCAGCUUGGACAGACUUUUGCUAGAAUUCGUUUUUCAGUAUGAGCAAGAUAUAAGUACUAAAGAAGACAUGAUUCAACGAAUUAAUAAAAGCUUUGAUGAUAUUAAACAAAAUAAAGCAACUAUUUGUAAGAUACAGGAAACUAUAAAUACAACAGAUGAGGAAAUUGGUUAUUACUGUAAACAUAGUAAGGAAAUCAAAGACAACUGUAGUAACUGGAAGCCAACAUGUGACGUUUUUCAUAAACAUGAAGAUUAUAUGCAGGACCGAUUUACUAGUUAUCAAGAAACAAUUGAAAAAGACAAAAAAAUGUACCAUGGUUACGUAUGUCAGUAUAAAGAUGUUUUGAAGCAAUACAAACUAAAAUACUCAGAAACACCUCUUGCACGUGAAUAUUAUGAGAAGAAAAGAGAACAUGAAGAAAUUCAAAAGAGAGUAUUGACAUGUACUGAACAACUAAAAAUGAAUGAAACUAUUUUUAUGGAAUUUCUAGUGCCUGCUCCCUUUCCAUCACUUACUAAAUGGACAUUACAUAUGGUUAAUUUGAGAUAUAAAACACAAGAUAUUCUUAGACAUGCCAACAACUUUUCCAAAAUUUCAUGUGAAUUGAAGAAAGAAGUAGAUGAAGUGGAAAUGGAAAUUAAUUAUUUAAACAAGCAGAUUGGAAGACUUUGUGAAACUAAGAAUCUUUCAGAAACUCUGGAAGAAAAAGCUAAAAAUAUAGAAAAAAGAAAGGAAUUGAAAGAAAGAAUUUUUGAAAAAGAUGAACAACACGCAUUGAAUAAAACCUCUCAGAAAAGUCAAUUAUCUCUUCCAAAUGAAUAUCAGAAAUUAGUCAGACCAAUAAAUAUUUUAUCUUCAGAACAAAGAGUUAUAGAUAAAAAAGAAGACAAUUUUGUGAAGCAGUCAAAGCUUCCUAAUGUUGACUUCAAACAGAAAGAAAACAAUAUACAGGUAUUUAAUGACUCUGCUAUGAAUAACCAUUCAAAAUGUUCCCAUGUUACGGCUGUUAAAAGUUCACAGAAUUUUAUGCAGUUCAGAUUGUUAACUCCACAGAAACAGUCAAAUUUCUAUCAAUGGAUUGAAAAAGGAGAUACAGAUGCUGGGACAGAUGGAGGUAAAGGGACAGUAGGACAAGUGAAAGAAUUAAAAUGUACUUCACAAGUUAUAUCUGAAGAACAUUGUGUGAAGCCAGUAGAAAAUAAUGAUGAAAUAGAAGAAGGGGCUGAGAAUUUUUCACGAACUCCUGAAAUUCCUUUAUUUUUAAGAACUCCUGAAGCUGUGAAAACACCUGAAUCUCUGGAUAAAUUACUGUUCCCUAAAACACCCCCAUUUGAAAUUGAUUUCUUAUUUCUCUGUAACAGAAACAGAAGUACUGUGCCUGAAGAUCAGACACAAAAGGAAUCCCCAGGGACUUCUUUUCUUAUGAGUUAUACUUCUAGAUCACCUGGAUUGAAUUUAUUUGAUUCUUCUCUAUUUAAUUCAGAAAUCUCAUCUGAUAAGUUUAAUGAACACUGUUCUGCAGGAAAUUUAAAUCCUCUCUCAUCACAACAAGAAGUUGGAAACUUAUUUGGGAAACCAGAAGGAGAAGAUGCCUUUACAUUUUCUUUUCCAUCAGAUUCUUCAACUCAUACUUUUGGAGCUGGAAAAGAUGAUUUCAGUUUUCCAUUUUCAUUUGAACAGGAUCAAAACUCAACACCUCCUUCUUCUGUAAAAGGUUUUUCAUCUUCCUCACAAAAUACAACUCAGUUUACUUUUUUUUGA